Molecule: messenger RNA, 216 nt
Organism: Yarrowia lipolytica CLIB122
Lineage: Eukaryota; Fungi; Ascomycota; Dipodascomycetes; Dipodascales
Source: RefSeq, a predicted model, not a curated record
AUGUCCUUCAUGAAACACGCGUUCAAAGACUCAACAAGUACCAUCAAUAGACCUCUCCGGGCACACAUUGGCUUUUCCCCCAAGGCGACUAGCGAAUCUCAGAAGCUGCUGGUGCUCGCCUUCUUGAAAGAGCAACUGGCCACGUUUUUCGUCACCUCUGAGGCAUACAAGAAUACUUGGAGUCUUUCAACAACAAAUUUGGCGCCUCCAAAGUGA